AUGGAUCCCCAGCUCCACCCGCCGCCUUCGCGUCAUACCCCACCCCAAUCCAACUCGGACCGCAUCUCCCUCGACCAGCCGCAUCUCCAACAACAUCAUCAACGUCAUCAGCCCGACAUCGCCUACCCGCCCGCCUCUCCUCCCCCUCAGCAGCAUCUACAGCCGCCGCCGUCCCUGGAUUCCAACAGCCAUCUCACCGCCGCUGUCGGCAAAUUCACCGAGGAGUGGGACGCCACCCAGCGCGGCAGCUCCAUCAUUGACGGCCCUGCCACCGCCUCCAGGCCAGCAGCCGACAUGCAGCGCUCCAAUUCCAUACACAGCUACUCCGCCGGCGACGACCAGCAGCUGGCCCUCGCCAGGGGCAAUACCCUUAAAAAGAAGGCAUCGAUGCGCCGCACCGGCAGCAUGCGCCGCAGCAGCAGCCGUCGCAGCAACAGAGCCGGCAGCGUCCGCAGCCUCGCCCUCCAAUCCUCGUCGGAUCCCGACGAUGCAUCGAGCGCCUUCUACUGCCCCGUUCCCACCUCCGGCACCCCGACGGACGUGCUUGCCGGUCGAUUCCAGACAUGGAGAAAGAUCCUUAAGGACCUCAUCGCCUACUUUCGCGAGAUUCAAUCCCACUACGAGCACCGUUCAAAGUCCCUUGUCAAGCUCGCAAACGUCGCAAACAACAUCUCCACCCCUCCCAGCUUCCUCAAGACGGCCGGCCUCGACGAUGCCCUGCAGUUCUUGCGCAACUACAACACCGCCGCCAUCCAAGAGGCCAACAAGGCCAAGGAGAUUGAGGAGGACGUCAUCCUGGCCCUCACCGGCCUGCGCAGUGACCUCCAGCAAAAGAUCAAGGAGAUCAAGCACCUCUCCGGCGAUUUCAAGAACUCGGUGGAUCGCGAAAUGGAUAGCACACGCAAGGCCGUCAAGACGCUCGCCGACGCUCUUGAGAAGAACGAGGUCGAUUCUGCCUCCACCACUGGCAAGCAGGAUCCCUACCUGCUGCGUCUGGCCGUAGAUCGCCAGGUCGAGCGCCAAGUUGACGAGGAGAACUAUCUUCACCAGGCCUACCUCAAUCUCGAAGGCUCGGGCCGCGAGCUCGAGUCCAUUGUGGUUGGCGAAAUUCAAAAGGCCUACAAUGCCUACACCGGAAUUCUGAAGCGCGAGGCAGACAACGCUUACAACGUCAUCGAGGAGCUGCGUGACGGGCCCAUAGCCAUGCCCAAGGACCAGGAAUGGAUUCACUUUGUGACCCACGACGAUCAGAUCGUCGACCCCACCAUCCCCAUGCGGUCCCCAGAACAGAUUCAUUAUCCUGGCCAGGAUCAUGUCUCCGCCCAGGAGAUUCGCGCCGGGCUCCUGGAGCGCAAGAGCAAAUAUCUCAAGAGCUACACAGCAGGCUGGUACGUGCUUUCGACCACACAUCUGCACGAGUUCAAGUCGGCAGACAAGGCCCAGGCACCCGUCAUGUCGCUCUAUCUUCCGGAGCAAAAGCUGGGGUCGCACUCGACGGAGGGAGGGUCAUCUAACAAGUUUGUCCUCAAGGGUCGCCAAACGGGCACGAUGCACCGAGGACACACCUGGGUAUUCCGAGCCGAAAGCCACGAUACCAUGAUGGCCUGGUACGAGGACAUCAAGGCCCUGACGGAGAAAACGCCCGAGGAACGCAGCCAGUUUGUGCGCACUCACUCCCGAAGCAUGAGCCAGUCCUCUCGGCGGUCGGCCAGCAGCGACGGCAUGGUCGACGAGGACGACGAAGAGCCAUUCUCGGCCAGCCAGAUGGAUGUCGCCCCGGAGCCACGACCAGAGCCCGCGUCCCGGAGGCCCGAACCAGGUGGGCGGUUUCCGUCAGACAUUCAAGUCAACGCGCAGCGAGGCUUACAGGCCGCUCAAUCACCCUCUAGUGUAAGCUCUGGUCGCCAAGAGUACCCGCUGGAUGCCCGAGCGAUGGCCGCCUCCGGAGUCGCGCCGGCCGCCGCCUAUGCGGUCGAAAGCCACGGACAGCAGGACCGCAGCCGUGAUCAGGAUGCCCAUAUGGGAUAUGGUGGAACCGCACUGACUCCCAUGGACGAGAUGCCAUCACAGGCAGCCAUCGCUAGCCAAGAGGCAUACAACGACGGCGUCAACCCAUACACGAGCGAGCCCGCUCACCAAUACCCCCAGGCGCAGCAAGCUAGCGGCUACUUUGCUGCUCCCAUCGUCGCGUCCCAGGCUCGUUACGAGCCGAGUGAGAAAGCAGCGACGGCUGGGCGUAGCAACCCGGGCUACGCCCAAGAAUGUAGAGAGGUGGAUGACGAAGUUGAGGCUUACGAGAGGCGCCAGAACGGCCAGAACGGCCACGGCCCGUUUGACUUGAACGGCGUCAGCUACGUCAAUGGUGGAAUCGAAGGCGAGAACCAAAGAGUUGUUGGCAUGACGGCUGGCAGCAUCCCCAGGUCUGAGACGCACCAAGAACUAGCACUGCAAUCGGUGCCCGAGGCCAAGACGGUCGAUCACGUGGUGCAAGGCGACACUUCGUUGACGGACAAGCCCACGCCGCAGCGGCCGACGGAGACGAGGGCGGACAGCGUGGCCACGCUCUCGAACCUGCCUAUGCCUGGCAAGUACCCCAAGGGGAGCGGGGCCACCUCGCCUUGA
This is a messenger RNA of Hirsutella rhossiliensis, 2622 nucleotides long. Its product is annotated as phosphatidylinositol 4,5-bisphosphate-binding protein SLM1. Bases 1 to 2622 code for a protein of 873 amino acids. The record is from RefSeq and is a predicted model, not a curated record. NCBI's taxonomy places the organism in Eukaryota, Fungi, Ascomycota, Sordariomycetes, Hypocreales, Ophiocordycipitaceae. The transcript has 4 exons.